Molecule: messenger RNA, 975 nt
Organism: Phacochoerus africanus (Common warthog)
Lineage: Eukaryota; Metazoa; Chordata; Mammalia; Artiodactyla; Suidae
Product: olfactory receptor-like protein OLF4
Exons: 1
Coding region: 19-975 (318 amino acids)
Biological process (GO): G protein-coupled receptor signaling pathway
Cellular component (GO): membrane
Molecular function (GO): G protein-coupled receptor activity; olfactory receptor activity
Source: RefSeq, a predicted model, not a curated record
AAUAGUCACUUCCAUCACAUGGAACCAGGGAACAAUACACACAUUUCAAAAUUUCUUCUUCUGGGACUUUCAGAAGAACCAAAAUUGCAGCCCCUCAUAUUUUCACUUUUCCUCUUGAUCACCGUGUUUGGAAACCUGCUCACCAUCCUGGCUGUCAGCUCUGACUCCCACCUCCACACACCCAUGUACUUUUUUCUAUCCAACCUGUCCUUUGUAGACAUCUGUUUCACCUCUACCACCAUCCCAAAGAUGCUAUGGAACAUUCAGACACAGAGCAAAAUCAUAACCUAUGAAGGUUGCAUCACCCAGAUGUAUUUUUACCUUCUCUUUGGAGACUUAGAUGACGUUCUCCUGAGUGUGAUGGCAUAUGACAGGUUUGUGUCCAUCUGCCACCCCCUGCACUACAUGAGCAUAAUGAACCCUGGACUCUGUGGACUGUUGGUUCUGAUCUCCUGGAUAAUGAUGGCCAUGUAUUCCUUGUUACACACCUUAAUGGUAUCACGAUUGUCCUGUCCAGAUUUGGAAAUCCCCCACUUUUUCUGUGAACUCAAUCAGCUGGUACAACUUGCCAGUUCUGACACAUUUCUCAAUAACCUGGUGAUGUAUUUUGCAGCUCUCCUUAUGAGCAUUGGUCCUUUUGCUGGUAUCCUUUACUCUUACUUGAAAAUAUUUGCUUGCAUUCAUGGAAUCUCAUCAGACCAGGGGAGGUAUAAAGCAUUUUCCACCUGUGUGUCUCACCUUUCAGUUGUCUUCUUAUUUUAUUCUACAGGAUUAGGAGUGUACAUUAGCUCUGCUGCUACUCACAGCUCACACUCAAGUGCAAUAGCCUCGGUGAUGUACACUGUAGUCUUGCCCUUGCUGAACCCAUUCAUCUAUAGUCUGAGGAAUAAAGACAUAAAGAAUGCAUUGAAGAGUUUAUAUUUGAUACCAGGUAUAAAAUGGACAAUUAUCCUGGGUGUGAUGAAAAGCCCUUGA